Lecanosticta acicola is the source of this 759-nucleotide messenger RNA. The record is from the annotation of a GenBank genome assembly. Lineage: Eukaryota; Fungi; Ascomycota; Dothideomycetes; Mycosphaerellales; Mycosphaerellaceae.
AUGACCAACGAACCCUCCCCGAACCUCGACGCGCCCCGAAUCCUCUGCCUCCACGGCGGCGGCGUCACCGCCGAAGUCUUCCGCCUCCAAGCCCGCGCCCUCAUCAAGCACCUCCCGGCCUUCCGCCUCGUCUUCGCCGACGGCCCUCACCUCUGCAACCCGGGCCCGGGAAUCCUGCCCGUCUACCAGGACCACGGCCCCUUCCGGCGCUGGCUGCGCUGGCUCCCCGAGCACCCCGAAAUCGACGACGAGAGCGCCAUGGAAGAGAUCCUCUACAACAUCCACCGCGCGCAAGACGAAGACGAAGGCACCGGCGCGUGGGUGGGCCUGCUGGGCUUCUCGCAGGGCGCGAAGCUGAGCGCCAGUCUCUUAUACGACCAACAGAUCCGCCUCGAACGCGAAGGGAACGCCGCCACCGAUUACAAAUUCGCCGUCCUGCUGGCAGGGCGCAGUCCCCUGGUGUCCUUUUGUGAAUUUUCCCGAUCCCCCGCUCUCUGUCAACCGGGCGCCAUGAGUGAGGGUUUUAGAUUCGAGGGCACGAGUCCGCACAUUUUGAGCUUGCCGACGUUGCAUGUGCACGGCUUGAAUGAUCCGGGCUUACAUUUGCAUCGGAAAUUGCUGCGGCAGUAUUGUGAUGCGAAGACGAGUCGCGUGUUGGAGUGGGAUGGGAAUCAUCGGGUGCCGAUUAAGAAGACGGAUGUGGAGCCGAUUUGCGCGGAGAUCUAUCGGAUGGCGAGGGAGGGUGGUGUGGAUGUGUGA